Messenger RNA from Botrytis cinerea B05.10, 1806 nucleotides. It is a transcript of the gene Bcnpy1, whose product is annotated as Bcnpy1. Gene Ontology annotation, molecular function: metal ion binding; NADH pyrophosphatase activity. Bases 362 to 1615 code for a protein of 417 amino acids. Gene Ontology annotation, cellular component: cytosol. Gene Ontology annotation, biological process: NAD+ catabolic process; NADP+ catabolic process. NCBI's taxonomy places the organism in Eukaryota, Fungi, Ascomycota, Leotiomycetes, Helotiales, Sclerotiniaceae. The record is from RefSeq and is a predicted model, not a curated record. The transcript is spliced from 3 exons.
GAGGUCGAAUUGAAGUGAAAUGGACCGGAGAAUUUAAGAAACAUAGGGGUUUCCGAAGAUGACUCCGGCAAUGCGAACAAGCAAAUGGGUGAAACGACUUUAAUAAUCAUAAGUGGAUGACUAUCAAUUCGAAAUGUGUUUGUUGGCUUAGAAAUCCCGAGGGUCGGAUUUUAGAUAAAAGAUAGAGUGGCCACCCCACUAUUUCCUUUCUAGGUAGAUUGGAUCCUUCUCUCUCUCUCUACUCGAGUAUUCCCAAACAUUAUAAUAUAUAAACCCUCCCCAGAACACUCAUCUCACCCUCACUCACCCUCGCUCACCCUCUCUUCCUCAUCGCCACCAUCCAAACCACAAUAUCCAAGCCAUGCCCUCACCCUCUCUCCCGCCUCCCGCCCACCCCGACGUCGACUCCAUGCUAACCCGCAAAUUCGGCCGCGAAGUAGCCAACUACUUCUCCGGCUCGCCUCUCAACCGCGUUUCCUUCCUCCGCGCCAACCAUGAUUUCAUCUCCAGCGCAUUCACACAUCCCGCCACCAAUUUCCUGCUUCUUAACAAUCUCGCUCCGCUGACUAAAGAUCCCAGUCACCUGGCCUACUCCUCUCACUCCGACAUCACGGGAUUGACGGGACAGAACCCAUUUGAAAAAGAUGAGGAGACGAUGAUCAAGGAGUUUAAUUCUUCAAAGACGUCGCCCUUGGUUUUAUUCCUGGGCUUGGAUGAGAGGAGUAAAGAUAAGGAAGGAUUCAAGCAUGGGAUUUACAGCGGGAUUCCGUAUUUCGCUAUCGACGUGACCCCGAAAGGAACAUACGAGAACGAAGCCAAUAGCGUGGUCAAAGCCAUGCAGGAGAAGGGAUUGGUGUUUCAAGAGGGAAGAAUGCUUAUGAGUCUAGACGCACAAGAAGCUGCGAUUUUUGCCCAGGCCAGAGCGCUUCUGGAUUGGAAUGCUAGGAAUCCUUUCUGUGGGGGCUGUGGACAACCUACGCUUUCUGUCAACGCAGGUACCAAACGCGUCUGUCCCCCCACAGAUUUCGCCUCUCUCCCCACCGCCCAAGCAGGAACCAACCCCGCAACCCCCACCCAAAGAGCCUCCUGCGCAACGCGCAAAGGCGUAUCCAAUCUCUGUUUCCCACGGACCGAUCCCACCGUCAUCAUGGCGGUCGUCAGCCACGACGGCAAACGCGUUCUCCUCGGCCGUCAAAAGCGCUGGCCACAAUACUGGUACAGCGCGCUGGCCGGGUUCUGCGAGCCCGCCGAAUCCGUCGAGGAAGCCGUGCGUCGCGAAGUCUGGGAGGAGUCCGGCGUGAAACUCGGUCGCGUUGUCAUUCAUAGUACCCAACCCUGGCCCUAUCCUGCGAAUUUGAUGAUCGGUGCUAUUGCCCAAGCGUUACCGGAUGGCGAGAAAAUUCAUCUGGAGCAUGAUCCGGAAUUGGAAGAUGCGAAGUGGUUUGAGAUGGAGGAGAUUAGGGAGGCGUUGUUGAAUGGAACGAGUCCGUUGGGAGAACCGGCUAGCGAGGGAUAUAAGGAGGGGAAUCUGAGGUUGCCUUCUUUCACGGCCAUUGCAACGCAAUUGAUCAAGGCGGUUGCGGAUGGCUUUUUGGGUGAGAGUCCUAAGAUUUAACGGGGGAAUGAGACGUUGCGAGUUGGUUACAUAGAAGUCAUGCGAGCUGGAUUAUGAGGAUAUAGAAAUUAGAAUAUUUUUGUAUUGUUGAGAAUUGUAGAUAGUCUAUGUUUAUACUAUCUAGAUGGUAAAAUUACGAUUUGAUGGCGAAUGGAUCAUACGACACUUGAAUGUCAAAACAAAGUUGAACA